Molecule: messenger RNA, 6561 nt
Organism: Oryctolagus cuniculus (rabbit)
Lineage: Eukaryota; Metazoa; Chordata; Mammalia; Lagomorpha; Leporidae
Source: RefSeq, a predicted model, not a curated record
CAAUCGGUCCUGGAAGGAAGGGCCGGCCUUGUGCUGCUUUCCAGAAACGAGUCAAGCCACGACCCGGGCUAUUGUGAAACGGGAGCGAAGUCAGCCCUGGCUCUCGACUUUUGGACUCUCUCCUCUGAGGACCUUCUAGGUAGAGUUUGACAGUCUUGCUCGCAUCGGGAUCUGGGAGUCCCGCUCCCGGUGUGGAAUGCUUGUUCGUGUUGGAUCCACUUGUGCCCUGCCUGGGGGUCCCGGAGGACGCACAGGAACGGCAGCCGAGCGUGGGGGUAGAGGGACCUUGCUUCCUUGGCUCUGUGGCCACAUCCACUCUUUGCUCACGAAGUCGCAGAAAUCCGUAACAGCACUCGCAGACACGCAGUGGGAGAGGGCCUAAGCAUUUGUGAUACAGAAGUAAAAGACACUUGGUCUUCAAAAAUUUAAUUUUUUUUUAAAGAAACAUUUAUUUGAAAGGCAGAGUUACAGAGAGGGAGAUUCCACCUGCUGGUUCGCUCCCCUCCAUGGCCAUAAUUGCCAGGACUGGGCCAGGACACAGCUAGGAGCCUGGAACUCCAUCCCAGUCUCCCACAUGGGUGACUGAGGUCCAAGUCCCCUCCCCUUGCCCCCACGGGGCCCAUGCAUGACCUGCUGCCUCUAGGUGCAUUAGAAGGAAGCUGGUUGGGAAGUGGAGCAGCCACCAGAGAACCUGCCCCCAUAUGGGAUGCCUGUGUAGCAGGCAGCGGCUUAUCCCACUGUGCCACGAUGCUGGCCACCAAAAAAUUCUUGUAAGGAAAUACACAAAUAGAUAACUGUCAUUCUCUGAUACAAAUUUUUCUUCUUAACUAUCCUACUUGCACUAAAGAGCAUAAGUUGCACAUUUUCAUAUUUAUUUUAAAAGUAUGCUUUUUAUUGAUUGAAAGCAUAAUAUAAAGACUAUUAAGCCGAUUUUAUGGUGUUUUUAACAUCUUGAAGAAUAGCAUGUAAGAACAGAUGCUUUACAAGUUAAGGUGGUUGAUAUACACUGUGGUUUAUCUUGAUACAGAUUAGGUUAUAUAUUAAGAAACAUGCAAUACACCAAAGUAACCAAAGUAAAAUGUAGCAAUCAACACUGCUACUCUACUUGUGACAAUGCUAAUAUAUCAUCAUCUGCCCCUUUCAGAUAAGAAAACAGGUACCAAGGAAUGAAGCCACAUUGGCAAAUGUAGCACUACACAAUUCCACCAGGCCAUUUUAAUUUUCAUUGCAAUUUCCAGAUUGUUCCAUCAAAGCAAAAACUUUUAAAAAAUGUUAUACGACAAGGCUGACUAGGGAAAGAGGAUGAAAUUCAUUCAGGCUUCCAAUAUUGUACAGCCAAACUCCUGAGGAACAGUGACCUCCCAACAGGACAUGCAGAACUCAAAAGCAGUUCUUUUGACCCAGCUAGACCAAGCAUGAACCUGAAAGCUGUGUUGCCGGUUGACCCAGUUAAAGAAAAUUAUGUUCGUAAAGUGAAAAACUGCAUUUUUUCAAUUGCCUUUCCUACUCCUUUCAAAUCAAGAGUUCGGCUUGUAGCAGUUUCAAAGAAAGUUCUAGAAGAUAUUUUGGACCUUGAUUUAUCUGUCUCAGAAAGAGAUGAAUUUAUUCAGCUUGUAAGUGGUGAAAAGAUCCCAUUUGGAUCGAUUCCAUUGGCUCAUCGAUAUGGUGGCCACCAGUUUGGGAUAUGGGCUGAUCAGCUUGGGGAUGGAAGAGCCCACCUUCUUGGAAUUUAUUUGAACAGGCGGGGUGAAAAAUGGGAGCUCCAGUUAAAAGGCUCAGGAAAGACACCAUACUCUAGAAAUGGCGAUGGCAGGGCAGUACUUCGUUCCUCAGUGAGAGAAUUUCUGUGCAGUGAGGCCAUGCACUACCUUGGGAUUCCAACAAGCAGGGCUGCAAGUCUGGUUGUGAGUGACGACGAUGUGUGGCGAGAUCAGUUCUACAAUGGAAAUAUUACGAAAGAACGAGGUGCAGUAGUGCUUCGGGCUGCAAAGUCAUGGUUUAGAAUUGGAUCGUUAGAAAUUUUGGCUCACUAUGGUGAACUGGAUUUACUGAGGACAUUAUUGGAUUUCAUCAUUCAGGAAUAUUUCCCCUCAGUAAAUGUCAAAGAACCUAAUAGAUAUGUGGAUUUUUUUUCCAUCGUGGUAUCUGAGACGGCACAACUUAUUGCCUUGUGGAUGUCUGUUGGUUUUGCUCAUGGUGUUUGUAAUACUGAUAACUUUAGCUUAUUAUCCAUCACAAUUGAUUAUGGUCCAUUUGGUUUUAUGGAGGCCUAUAACCCAGAUUUUGUACCAAACACAUCUGAUGAUGAAAGAAGAUAUAGAAUAGGAAAUCAGGCCAAUAUUGGGAUGUUUAAUUUAAACAAGUUGUUACAAGCAUUAAACCCAUUACUGGAUCUUAAGCAAAAGCAACUUGCUGUUCAGAUUCUUGGGACAUACCCUGAUGUUUAUUAUACAAGAUUCAGAAACUUGUUCAAAGCCAAAUUGGGACUACUUGGAGAAAGGCAGGGUGAUGAUGAUUUAAUUGCAUUUCUCUUACAUCUCAUGGGAGAGACACAGGCUGAUUUCACAAUGACGUUUCGGGAGCUCAGCGAGAUUACUCAACGGCAGCUACUGGAGCUCAGUAUUCCCCAGCAAUUUUGGGCCCUGAAGACUGUCUCACAGCACAGACUCUUUCCUGUGUGGGUAUCCCAGUACCUUUUGAGACUGAAGAGUAACAUGAAUGACACAGAUUCUGAAAGAAGAAGAAGAAUGACAACUGUGAACCCCAGGUAUGUCCUGAGGAACUGGAUGGCAGAAGCUGCAGUGCGGAGAGCAGAAAGGAGUGAUUUUUCAGAGGUCCGUCUCCUCCAGCAAGUGCUCCAGCACCCGUUCCAGACACAGUCUACAGCUGAGAAAGCUGGCUACUCCUCGCCUGCUCCUUCUUGGGCUAAAGAUCUCAGAGUUAGUUGCUCAUCUUAAUUUGGGAAAAAAUAAAUGAAUGAAUCCUUCUAUCACUGAACUCAGUAUAGAAUAAUUUAUUUUAAGACAGCAUUGUGGUGCAGCAGGUUAAACUGCCUGUGAUGCCAGCUUCCUAUAGGAGUACUGGUUCAAGUUCCAGCUGCUCCACUUUCCAUCCAGCUUCCUGCAAAUGCACCUGGGAAAGCAACAGAAGAUGGCCUCCGUACUUGGGUCUCUGCCAUCCACCUAGGAGACCCGGACAGAGUUUCUGGCUCUUGGCUGUUGUAGCCAUUUUGGAAAUGAAUCAGCAGAUGGAAGAUCUCUUUCUCUCAUCUCUCUUUUUCUCUCUGUCACUCUGCCUUUUAAAUAAAUCUAUUUUUUUUAAAAAAAGACAAACAUGAGAAAGGACUAUUAUUUAGAACAUGCAAAAAGUCAAAACUCAACAAUAAGAAAAUAACUCAGUUAAAAAGGCCAAAAUAUCUCAACAGAUAUCUCACAAAAGGAGAUAUCUAGGUGGCGCAUUAGAUACAUGUAAAAAUGCUCACCAUUGUAUGUCAUUAAAGAAUUGCAAAUUAAAACAGUGAGAUACCACUACACACCCAUUAGAAUGGUUAAACAUGAACCACUGACGGCACCAAACUUCGGUGAGGUUGCUGGUGGGACUACAACCGACCACUCUGGAAGAAAAGUUGGUAGUUUCUUACAAAACUAAAUAUAUGAGAGAUCGUCACAAAGUUCAUGGAAAUGUGUAUUAUGAAAAAAAUGCAUGGAUUCCAGAAGUCUGCAUCAAAACAAACUUAUCUUUUAAUUCCAUUUUCCCUCCAAGUUUUUGAAGUACCUUCAUAACCAUACAGCCCAGUGGUUGUGCUCCUGGUGACUUGAAAGCAUAGCCACACAAAACCCUGCCUGUGGAGGUUUACAGCAGCCUUCUCCAUAAUCAUUAAUACUUGAAAGCAACCAAGACAUUAUUCAGAAGGUGAAUGGAUAAUACACCAUCGGUACAUCCACAUGGAGGGAUAAUUUUCAGCAAUAAGGAUAAAUGAACUAUCCAGCCAUGAAAGUACGUGAAGGAACCUUAAAUGCAUAUUACCACAUGGAAGAAGCCCUCUGAAAAGGUUACAUACUGUACAAUUCUCAUAUGGAACAGUUUUUAAAGGGUUUAACUGUGGAGACAGCAGAAGGAUCAGUGGUUGCCGGUGGUUGGGUUUGGGAAAGAUCAAGGGGCAGAGCUCAGAGGACUUGGGCAGUGAAACCAUCCUGUAUGAUACUGUAAUGGUGGAUACAUACCAUUAUGCAUAUAUAAAAACCUAUAGAUUGUGGAACAUCAAGAGUAAACCCUAAGGUAAACUAUGACUUUGAGUGAUAAUAUUGUGUCAGUGUAGGUUUACUGUUACAAAUGUACUGUUCUUUCGUGGGGUACUGUAGUAGUGUGUGGUGGCAAGAGGUUGUGGGAACUCCUUAGAACUUCAUUUAAUUUUGUUUCAAACUUAAAACUGCUCUCAAAAACAAAGUGUAUUAAAAAGAACUGAGUGGAUUGUUUAAAUACAGAUUAAAUUGUGUGGUAGAGAGCAUUUGAGAGUGGGGAUUAAGAUCUGAUUAAUUUUCUUAGAAUAAAGCAAUGGAAAAUACACAGACCUUAGAGAAUUGGGGGUUAAAGUUACUUUAUACUAUACAUUUCAUUGGAGUCACAGAAGAAAUGAAUAAAGAGAGGCAGUAUCUGAAACAAGCGAGAAUUUUCCAGAAUAGUGAGCCAUGUAUUCGUAGAUUCAGAAACUUAAGUAAAUUGUCAACUUAAAUAAAAAGAAGCCCACACUUAGACCCAGUCUGUGAGAGCACCAAAGGUGGGUCUUAAAUCAUCCAGAGCAGGCAACAAAGAGAAGACCAUAAAUAAAUAAAGAGUCUGAUAGCCGUCUUCUGGACAGCAGUAGUGGACUUCAGAGUAUUUACUGUCAUCCUGGAGUUUGGCGUCUAGUGAAACAGUCUUUUGAGAAAAAGAAAGAAAUAAGGACAUUCUACGGAGGAAAAAAAGUCAAAAUUGAACUGUAAUUCAAAUAACCAGGCAAUAAUUGUGUGUGUGUGUGUGUAUGUAAUUGAACUUCAAGGGUUCCAAAGCCUUUGUAUUGUCCAGGUUUACUUAGACUUCACUGAGUGUGGAUAUUAUCAUUACAGGUAGCCAUUAAAAGAACAGAAACAGAUCUCAAAAUGCAGAGAGAAAAGUCUUUAAUUGCAACAAAAAGGCAAGAAAGGAAGAAAAAACAUAAUAGAAAAAUCCAGGCAAAAAGUACAAUUUAAGAUGUUUAAAAACUUUGUGAGAACAAAGUUUGCAGUUAAAAGAUAAUGAUUACUCGAGUAAUUAUAAAUACAGCAAAAUCCAUACUGACUGCAAGUGGUAGACCUAGCACAUAAUCACACAGAGUUUGAAGGUGAAUGACUAGAAAGAUUUGUCAGGCAAAUUACUGGGGACUACCUAUAAAAUCUGACUGUAUCAAACCAGAUGAAAAAACUCAACAAACUUCAAAGUCUCGUUUUUUAAAAAAAGAUGUAUUUAUUUAUUUGAAAGGCAGGGUUACAGGGAGGCAGAGAGAGAGAAUCUUCGUCCAGUAGUUCACUCCCCAAAUGGCCACAAUGACUGGAGCUGAGCUGAUCUGAAUCCAGGAGCCAGGAGCUUCUUCAGGGUCUCGCAGCAUGUGGGUGUGUUAGGUAGAAGUUAAAAAUUAGCCUAGGUGUGUGAGAAGGGCCUGAGGAACCAACACCUGCUGUGGAAGCCCCCACCCCCACCCCCACCCAAGCCCAGCAUUUUGCACUUCAAAGUCCUGCCCGGACCCUGAUAACCUUCCAAGUGGUCCCAGCCCUCCCCCGCCCCCCCAAAGCUCCCAGGAGAAUUCUCUCUCCUCAGUACCAAAGGGGUUACCUGACCUGAUAAUAUGGGGCAAUAAAACCCUCAUAGAUGCCCUAGGGGAAGCCCCUCUUGGGGGCUUGGCCUGCCAGCAAAUCUGGGAAGGAAUUUGCUAAUUUACACCCAACAAAACCUUUGUCCUAAAGGAGAAGAGGGAGGGAAUAAAGAGACGCCCUUAAAACCUAGGAGUCUGGCCAGCACCGCAGCUCACUAGGCUAAUCCUCCACCUAGUGGCGCUGGUACACUGGGUUCUAGUCCCGGUCGGGGCGCCGGAUUCUUUCCCAAUUGCCCCUCUUCCAGGCCAGCUCUCUGCUGUGGCCAGGGAAGGCAGUGGAGGAUGGCCCAGGUGCUUGGGCCCUGCACCCCAUGGGAGACCGGGAGAAGCACCUGCCUCCUGGCUUCGGAUCAGUGUGGUGCGCCGGCCUUGGCGGCCAUUGGAGGGUAAACCAAUGGCAAAAAUAAGACCUUUCUCUCUCUCUCACUAUCCACUCUGCCUGUCAAAAAAAAAAAAAACAAAAAAAAAAAACCAACCAACCUAGGAGUCUGACCAAAGGCUGUUCGAGCUCUCUGCUCUCUGCUGAGCUGCCUGCCUGGCCUGGCCACCUGUAGUCUCUCCAUUCAACCAUGGAACCUGGGUUUUCCCCAGUCCGAGUGACUGGGCACUCUACUCUCCAUCUGUCCCAUCCUUGCUGACGGAUGCCCUAGCCGCAAUAAAACCUUGUUACUCUG